GCACGUCAAGACCUCCACGACCACGACUGGACCGCCGCCGAGCGGCGACGGCCCCUCCCUCCUCCAUUCCCCCGCGUCCCUCUGCCGGAUCCUCCCGUCCCCGCCGCUCUCCGCCCGGGCGCGGACGUUCGAAAGAUUCCUUCCGUGCACCUUGGUAACGAACCCUAUACCUCUCUUGGGCCGAUUGGUUGUUUGUCUGGUCCCCUUAUCCAAACUAUCGGCGCUGGUCCUGUCGCCCCGUUCUCAAUCGAUUCCGAAUUCCUCUUUCUUCCAUUCCAAGAGAGUUUUGCCCCCUCCGCUGAGAUGGCCGACGUGGAUUCCUUCUUUGCGUGCUCGGCGCGCUGCUGAUUCGGUCAGUCUACUCAGUGACCCGUGCUCCGAGUGGAUUAGGUUUUCUUCCUCUCGUUCGUCUCAACGACAGAUUGUGCUAUCGGCACCCAUACGAGCUCUCAGGGCCCUCCUUGACAAGUCCCAGUGUCCUGUGCUAUGUGCUGAAUUCUGGCCGUCUGCAGUGACUAGGUUUCCUCCGGCUAGGUUUAGGGUAGGUUUCCUCCGGUGCUGUGCCAGAGCCAGAAUUGGUAGCCUGGCCGACCGCUGCCUGUUCUGGUGAAGAUGUCCACAAGCAUCUCAGACCCAUUCCUUUUGUGCUCAUGCAUAAAGGCCCUACUGGCUUGUGUGUAUGUUGUGGUCUAUUCAAGUGGUUUGUCCUGUACCAUCCUUGACUGUGACGAUUCAGUUCCAAACCUAGCCAGCUAACCGUUUCGCGCCGGAAAUGCGUUACCUACAACCAUUUUACGCACAACAACCAUGCAUGUAUGAGCUUUCCAUCUAGGUGAUUUAACCGUUGGGACCUGUGUUGUACUCACUCAGAUGGUUGCAUUGUGUAGCACUAUCUUUCAUGUGCUUCCUUGUUCUAAUUUGUGCCAUCGAUGACCAAACCUAGUUUGGUUGUCAUUUGUUGCUUCCAAAUCUAGUUCCUUGUCAUGUUGCCUUGUUGGUUUAGUUACUGGGUUGGAGGGCUCUAGUAAGUAUAACAAAUGUUGCAUCCCCUGUGGCUGCAUUGUGCCGAGUCGUUGGUAUGUGUGAUUCUGCCUUGUUUGAUUAUUCUCUGUGGUGCCUAAGUAAAACAUCAUACAUCAGUUACCAAUGUUUUCAAGUCGUCCGAUUAAUCACGAUUAAUCGUCGAAGUCGGUUUGGACCAAUCACGAUUAAUCGCCCAAGUCGUCCGACUAAUCGUGAUUAAUCGCGAUUAAUCGCCAAAGUCGGUCAGCUAGAACGACCAGCAAGUUGUCCGACUUGAAAAUAUUGCAAGUUACUUUUGAUAUGUUAAAUGGAUUGGUUGAGCUAUUGUAUUUAUAGCUUGGCUGAUAAAAUUCUAAUUGGCUGUAUCUAUUUUUUGGUGAUAUCUUGUCUUGGUUAUUUCUUCCCCAGGCCCACUCAUGUGGGAGCAGGCAGCACUAGUUAACUAAACAAUGAGGCAGCAGACUGGUAAGCGUCCCUCCCAACACAGGGAAUAUGAAAGAGAAGAAAGGAAGGACCAACACAAGAGGCCGUUUCCCCGUGCUCAGGAAAGCUCUAAUAAUGAUGGGCUGGUUCUUUACCGUAUACUCUGUCCAGACAGUUUGAUUGGUAGUGUCAUAGGAAAGCAUGGCAAUGUGAUAAAUGCUAUCAGGCAUCAGACAAGUGCCAAAGUCAAGGUUGUUGACCCGUACCCCGGUGCAGACAAAAGGGUUAUCUUGGUAUAUUGCUACGUCAAGCAUAGAGACCUUGAUGCUGAGGGUGAUGACAAUGAGCCUGUUUGUGCAGCUCAAGAUGCAUUACUUAGGGUGCAUAAUGCAAUUGUUGAUGCACUGCAGACAUUACAUAAGAAUCAUAAAGACUCUGAUAAGAAGAGCACAGAGGAAGCUAACAUUCUUGUGCCAGCUAGUCAGGCAUCAAAUGUUAUAGGAAAAUCUGGUGCUGUCAUCAAGCAUCUUCGGUCAACAUCAAGAGCAUUCAUUAAAGUGAGCCCAAAAGAUCCAAGUGACCCUACACAUUCAUGUGCUAUGAGUUUUGAUAAUUUUGUUCAGAUAACUGGUGGUGCUGAAGCUGUUAAAAAAGCACUGUUUGGAGUAUCAACCAUCAUUUACAAGCACCCAUCAAAAGAGAACAUUCCUCUUGAAACUUCAAUUCCUGAUCCUACUCCAAGCAUUAUAAUCCCUUCAGAACUUCCUGUCUAUCCUGCUAGUAACUUUUACUCGGCCCCAGAUGCUGCUAUACCUUCUGUACAUCCAAGCAUGUCUGUCUUAGGGUCAACACGUCAUGUUCCCGAACUUGCUGUACCUGCCGAUGAUCAUGGUCGGCUGCCUAUUUAUCAAUCUAUUCUUCCAGUUAUUCCUACUUAUAGUGCCCCAAAAUGUUCAGGAGAACUUGAGUUUCGUGUUUUAUGCCCUGGUGGAAAAAUUGGCUUGGUUAUUGGAAGAGGUGGGGCUACCAUAAAGAAUAUAAGGCAAGAGAGUGGUGCAAGGAUAGAUGUUGAUGAUGCAAAGAAUGACAAGGAGGAAAGUAUCAUUACCAUUAUAUCCACUGAGUCCACCGAUGAUGUUAAGUCUGCCGCUGUGGAAGCUGUUUUGCUGCUUCAAGCCAAGAUCAAUGAUUCUGAGGAUGAUAGAAUGAAUCUUCGCCUUCUUGUGCCAAAUAAGGUUAUAGGCUGUCUUAUUGGCAGGGGUGGUUCAAUAGUCAAUGACAUGAGGAAGAAGACUAAGGCAAACAUCCUCAUUUCGAAGGGCGAUAAGCCCCGGAGAGCAUCUUCCAGUGAUGAACUUGUUGAGGUAUCUGGAGAAGCAGACAAGCUGCGUGAUGCUCUUGUUCAGAUAAUUUUAAGACUUAGGGAAGCCGUUCUGAAAGAGAGUGUUGAAAGCCAAAAUUCUGACAGGGAUGGCCAACUAACUGUUGCUGCCUCUGAUUCCUUAUAUGGAAGCAGUCUUCCUUUGCCUGCAUUAUUACCUCACAACCAACAAAUUGCCCCCUUGGGCUAUGAUAGAAGAGGUGAACCUGAGCGAGCUCUGGAAGUAUUCCCUCGUACCAGUUCGUAUGGGUAUAGUUCCAUGCAGGUCACGGAUGAUGGCUAUGGAGGACUUCCAUCCUAUGCAUCAAAGGCAUAUGAAGAACAUGUACCACGUUUGGAAAUGACUGUACCUGCUAGUGGCAUCUCAAAAGUAAUGGGAAAACAUGGCACAAACUUGGACAACAUUAGAAAGAUUUCUGGAGCUCACAUUGAAAUUAUUGAACCAAAAUCCUCUCGUCAUGAGCAUAUUGCUUACAUAUCUGGAACCUCUGAACAGAGGCAUUCGGCUGAGAAUUUGAUCAAAGCUUUCAUAAUGUCUACCUAAGAUUCCUUCUGUGGUCUGAGAACACCAUUUCAUCAAUUUGAUCUCUUUUGACUUCUGCUAUCCAUAGUUUCCCUGGGUUUGUGAACAUCAAACGUAGUGUUUUCUCCCACCUGUCCGAGUUCCCAAUGAAUACUGGGCAUAUCUGAGCAAGGUGUACUCCAGUGGUAGACAAGGCACUCUAUGUUCCUUAGAUCUUCAACUGUUACCUAUUUAUGUUGGCAUACUUAUCAUAAUUCGCGUGUCUUACUCUAAAUUAUCUCAAUGACUGGACCAGUUGCUGCUUACUGAUAUCUCUUUCUAUUGUCCUGCCAAUACUGAGUUGAUUAUUCCUUCACAACUACAGUAGAGGGGCCUGUUUCUCAACCUCAACGUCUGAUUCACUUUCUGCUUAGUGUAGCUCUUAUAAUUUCAUCCCAUCAGACUGCUAUCUGAUUCAUUAGGUUAGUAGUACCAAUGCCCUAUUUGGAAUUUGGAAUGCGAGAAUGAACCUUUCACGAAAGGCUUGUCCAAAACUCCUUGAGAUUCCUGUGUUUCAAACACUCUUUGGAAUUCCCAGUGAAUGCUGUUGGCUGAUUCAUUUGGUGCUUAUUGAGUUUUUGUAUCUCUACUCUGCCUAUGCUGCUAGCUGUGACCUUAGAGAGGAUCUUGUUCCUUGUCAAUCUGACUAGUUCACCCAUUGCUUGCUUCGGUAGUUCGGUUCUUAUAUCUUUGUCAUGUCAUUACCUUACUCUUUCAUCAUCGGUUCCAAAGAGUUGCUUGUUUUUCUGCUAACUCUGCUGAGGAACCAUAAGUUCUUUGUAAACUUGCCUGAAAACCCUAGAGGCCUAGACUUUUAGGAGCAACCAUGUACAUAAGCUUAGUCACGUUCUUGGAUCACAAUAUGCAGAUCAAUUUUUUAGCAUUCUGCAAGUGUUUUGUGAUCAUGAUUGGUGGGCGUCUAGAAAACUAUUCUAACGUUUCAGUUGUCUGAAAAACUAUCUUAUCUUUGUUGUAGCCCUGCCUAUGCUACUACCAGCUUGGAUGGGGCUUCUUCCUGCUCAGUCUGUGACUGGUUCACCCAUUGUGCUUUGUCCUGUCAGUAAUCGUCUAAUUCUUUGGUUAUUGGGUUCCAAAGAGUUUCAUGUUUUUCUGCAGUAAUUAAUUCUACUGUGGAACCAUAUAUUAAUAAGUUCUUUCGGAACCUGGAUUAUAGCCAUACAUUAUUCAGAAGCAUCCAUAUUCCAUAAUCUUAUUCAAGCCCCCCUCCGUAAAAAUCUCUUAAGCCCUCUAUCAAACUAAAUCCACUCCAUCCUUCAUAUGUGCACUUCACAAGAAACUAUGGCACCAUCAAGUGUAAAAAGUUGCAGUGUUAUUAUGCCUGUUAACAAAUUGUAGUAGAGUUUGUUGAUGCGGCAACAGCUCUUCUGGUCGCAUCGCACAGUAGACAAUGAGCAUGGUGUUGAAAUUUUGUAGCACAGUAGAAUGCCAUGUUUUUUUUUCUUUUCGGUGGACAUCCUUUUGGUGCCCAUAACUAAUUGACGCAGUCAUUGGGAAUUAUGAGAUGUGCAUCUGUUGCAGUGGGAUCC
Zea mays is the source of this 4936-nucleotide messenger RNA. Its product is annotated as RNA-binding KH domain-containing protein. Lineage: Eukaryota; Viridiplantae; Streptophyta; Magnoliopsida; Poales; Poaceae. Gene Ontology annotation, molecular function: RNA binding. Bases 1473 to 3371 code for a protein of 632 amino acids. The record is from RefSeq and is a predicted model, not a curated record. The transcript has 8 exons.